Messenger RNA from Amaranthus tricolor (Joseph's coat), 447 nucleotides. RefSeq lists its product as uncharacterized. The transcript has a single exon. Lineage: Eukaryota; Viridiplantae; Streptophyta; Magnoliopsida; Caryophyllales; Amaranthaceae. Bases 1 to 447 code for a protein of 148 amino acids. The record is from RefSeq and is a predicted model, not a curated record.
AUGGCCUUUUCAACAAGAAACAAAUUAGAUUUUCUUCAAGGCACGCUCCCUAAACUUGCACCCACAGACCCUAAUUUUUCACCCUGGAAUAGAUGCAAUGACAUGAUCAUGUCAAGUAUCAUAUUCAAUCUUGAUCCUAAGAUUGCAGAAAGUGUUAUGUCCUUUUGCAUUGCUUCGGAUAUAUGGACUGAUCUUGAGCAGAGAUUUGCAUAUACCUCUCAUACUAAAAUCUUUAAUUUAGAAAGACAAUUGGCUGACAUUACUCAAGGAACUCUUAGCAUUCUUGAUUUCUACACCAAAUUUAAAGUACUUUGGGAUGAUCUUAAUGUUGUGGAUCCUACUCCUACAUGUUUCUGUAACAACUGCACUUGCAAUCUCACUGGAAGAAUUGCCAAGCAACAACAGAACAGGAAACUUAUCAGAUUCAUGAUGAAACUUCAAGAAUAG